AAUGUACAUUAAGAAAGACUAUCAUAGGCUCAUACAUUAGCAUUAAGAGUUUAUGUGAAAACUGCAGUGCUCAGAAAAAAUGGGAAAGUCAGCCUACAUCUAGUGCUAUGCCCCUUGGUAAUUUAAUCAUUGCAGGAGCUGUGUUAUUUUCUGGGGGCAGUGCUCACAAAUUCUUAACAUUGUGUAGACAUGCUUCAGUUCAGAUGUUCAGCAUUGGAACAUACAUGAAAAUUCAGUCAUUGUAUUUAGUCCCAACUAUAGAAGAUGUUUGGCAAAGAGAGCAGUUACAUCUCUUUACAGCAGCACAGGAGUCUGGAGAACCUUUGAGGCUGGGUGGAGAUGGACGGUGUUGCUCACCUGGCCACACAGCCAAAUAUCUUUCAUACACUUUGAUGGAUCUGAAGACAAACAAAAUCCUGGAUACACAGCUUGUGCAGAAAAAUGAAGUUAGAAACUCGUAUGCCAUGGAGCUGGAGGGUUUACAAAGAGGGCUUGCCAGAAUUGCAGAUGAGGAUCUACAGAUUUCACAUUUGGUUACUGACCGCCAUUCUCAGAUAAAAAAGUACAUGCGUGAAACCCAUCCAGAAAUAAUACAUUGGUUUGAUUGCUGGCACAUUGCUAAAGGAAUUUACAAGAAGUUAGAAGCUGUGAGCAAGAAGAAAAACUGUGAAAUUGUUGGAGAUUGGGCAAGGUCCAUCAGCAAUCACACUUAUUGGUGUGCAAUGAGUAGUGGCGGAGAUGGUGAGUUGGUGUACCAGAAGUGGUGUUCUAUUUUGAAUCACGUGUGUAAUGUUCAUGAGGGGCAUGGUGCAGAGUUUCCCAGGUGUGAACAUGGAGAUCUUGAAGACCGUCUUUGGAUUCGUAGAGGUUCCAAAGCUUACGAUGAGUUGGAAAAGGUUGUCAAAGGCCGGCUUCUUUUGACAGAUAUCAGAAAAAUGUCUCCUGCAGAACAGACUUCUGGGCUUGAGGCUUUCCACAAGGUGCUCUGUCAUUUUGCCCCUAAGUUUGUGCACUUCUUCCAUGCACAAAUGGAAGCACGGUUAUAUUUAGCCACAUUGCAUUUUAAUGAAAAUUCAACCAGGGAGCAGGCAAAAAAUCAAGAUGGUGAUAUGAUAUACAGUGUUUCAUACCCAAAGGGAAGGAAGGGUGAAGGAGUUGCCAAAGAAGUAAAAAUUCAACAAACUUUUAAUUAUGUGAAUGAACUGUUUGAAGACCUCAUCUUCAGGAGAGAAGUCCACAAUUCUUAUGGAGAGGCGAGAGCAGCCAAAGCAAUAAAUGAGAAAGAAAGACCGAGACCAAUUGCUCAGAUGGAAGGAAGGGCUAGAAAAGAAGACAUUGUGGCUACUCAUAGAUCCAGAUUUUAUUGAAUAAAUAUAAUAUUUCCAAA
This is a messenger RNA of Saccostrea cuccullata (small rock oyster), 1387 nucleotides long. RefSeq lists its product as uncharacterized. The record is from RefSeq and is a predicted model, not a curated record. Lineage: Eukaryota; Metazoa; Mollusca; Bivalvia; Ostreida; Ostreidae. The transcript is spliced from 6 exons. The coding region runs from base 108 to 1367 and encodes 419 amino acids.